GAUAAGUAAUUUUAUUCUUUUUAUUCGUUAAUGCCAUCUGAUCCCAUCGGAGAGCUGAACGGAGAAUCAUCGCUCGUCGGAGAAGAGCAGAGGGGAAAGCAGCAACCUUUUUCUGUAUGAUGAGCAUAUGUUCGUCUCUGGUCGGUAGAUUCUCACCGCUAGUACCUCAACCCUCUAACCUCCCAUGGACCACCCGCCCUUCGAGCCGUCCAUUUCUCCUUAAAUCUCUGCCCACCAACUUUCCCGGAGCGCUCCAGAAGGAGCAGCAGCUCAGUAAUCUUGCUGUCGAGAGCCCGGUAAUCGAGACCCAAGAAGAGGAGGGAGGUGAUGCCCACGAAGCUCUGAGUGAAGUUCCGACUACCCAAUUGGAAGAAUACCCUGCAAGUCCGCCGAGCAGCCGGAAGAAGGGGGAGGAAGUCGAUGACAACUUCGAGGACAGGUUCAAGCUUAGGAAUGGACGAGAGGUGUUCGAGGAAAAAACUUAUCUUGUUGGGGUGGAGCGUAAGGGUGACACUGAGGACUCCUUUGGCAUAGAGGAGUCGCUCAAGGAGUUGGCCCAGCUUGCUGAUACCGCGGGACUUACAGUCGUCGGUUCUUCUAAGCAAAAGCUAUCUUCUCCAAACCCGAGGACAUAUAUUGGGUCAGGCAAGGUUGCAGAAAUCAAGACUGCAAUUCAUGCUUUGGAUGUUGAGACUGUUAUAUUUGAUGAUGAGCUUUUGCCCGGGCAGUUGCGCAAUUUGGAGAAGUCUUUUGGUGGAGAUGUUAGAGUUUGUGAUCGCACUGCCCUUAUCUUGGACAUAUUUAACCAGAGGGCAGCAACACAUGAAGCAGCACUACAGGUUGCACUGGCGCAAAUGGAGUACCAGUUACCACGAUUAACCAAAAUGUGGUCUCACCUGGAACGACAAGCUGGAGGCAAAGUAAAGGGUAUGGGUGAAAAACAAAUUGAAGUGGACAAGCGUAUAUUACGUACACAAAUUGGGGUUCUCAAGAAGGAGCUGGAAUCUGUUAGAAAACACAGAAAGCAGUAUCGUAAUCGACGGACCUCUGUACCAGUGCCUGUUGUAUCUCUAGUUGGUUAUACCAAUGCUGGAAAGAGUACAUUGUUGAAUCACUUGACCGGGGCGGAUGUUCUUGCAGAAGAUAAGCUGUUUGCAACCCUUGACCCAACUACGAGAAGGGUACAGAUGAAAAAUGGGAGGGAAUUUCUUCUAACAGAUACAGUCGGUUUCAUCCAAAAGUUACCGACUAUGCUGGUUGCUGCCUUUAGAGCAACUUUGGAGGAGAUAUCGGAGUCAUCGCUUUUGGUCCAUGUUGUGGACAUCAGCCAUCCUCUAGCAGAGCAGCAGAUUGAUGCAGUGGACAAAGUUCUAUCUGAGCUUGAUGUAUCUUCAAUCCCAAAGCUGAAGGUCUGGAACAAGGUCGAUAGAGCUAAUAAUCCUCAAGAAAUUAGGAAUGAAGCAAAAAAGAGGGAAGAUGUGGUUUGCAUAUCUGCUUUAACUGGCGAGGGUUUACAAGAAUUUUGUGAGGCCGUUCAGGAAAAACUGAAGGAUUCAAUGGUCUGGGUAGAAGCCCUGGUUCCGUUCGACAAAGGAGAGCUACUGAGCACUAUUCAUCAGGUCGGUAUGGUAGAGAAAAUGGAAUAUACAGAAAAUGGGACAUUAGUCGAGGCACAUGUUCCUCUAAAGUUUGCAAGACUUCUUACACCCAUGAGGCAUCUAUGCACAUCGUAGCUCUUCCAAUGACUGUAAUUGUCUCCUGAUUCUCUUGCCGAAGAGUUUGUUGCAUUUUUAGAGAGAGGGAGAUCGAGUUCCAUAUUGAGUGGUUGAAGACUUGUACAGUAUUAAUUAGGUAUUUGACUCAAGCUGGAGUCCCUUCGACACUUCGGACAGAAGGAAUAUAUAUGUAUAUAUAUGAGUUACCUCUAGAGUACAUCUGGUGUAGUUCUUCUCUUGAAUGGAAAUUACCAUGUAAAUGGAACGCGGUCGUGUGAUGACUACUUGUCUUC
Molecule: messenger RNA, 2008 nt
Organism: Punica granatum (pomegranate)
Lineage: Eukaryota; Viridiplantae; Streptophyta; Magnoliopsida; Myrtales; Lythraceae
Source: RefSeq, a predicted model, not a curated record